CUUCUCCAUCACAUUUAAUUCUAGAAGAUAAGGUGAAAGAAACCUUACCUUUUUCAUAGUAAAAUGUAGCUACUCAGGAAUAAUGAAGGGGACACCAUCAGAUCAGGUGUGCAGUCAUACCAUGUCCUGUAUGGCAAAUCUAUGAGUGGGUUGUCUCAGUUUCAACUGGAAGGCAUCUAUAUGUUCUUGUAUUUGUAGACCUGAAAAAUGUCUGAAAAUUCCAGUGACAGUGAUUCAUCUUGUGGUUGGACUGUCAUCAAUCAUGAGGGGUCUGAUGUAGAGAUGGUGAAUUCUGUCACAGCCAGUAACAACUGUGAGCUUACUCCAGAAUGUUCAUCCUUAGAGCAAGAGGAGCUACAAGUAUUGCAGGUAGAACAGGGAGAAAGCAGCCAACAUGGCACAGUGUUAAUGGGAGAAGCUGCUUAUCCAGCUUUGGAAGAAACCAAGUCAGCAAUUGAGGCAGAGGAAGAAAAGUCAUCUGAAGACAAUGUCGGUUUUGGAACUGCCAGUGACGAUUCUGAUAUUGUUACCCUUGAGCCACCAAAGUUAGAAGAAAUGGGAAAUCAAGAAAUAAUCAUUGUUGAAGAAGCACAGAAUCCAGAAGACUUUAACAUGGGCUCUUCCUCUAGCAGCCAGUAUGCAUUCUGUCAGCCAGAAACUGAAAGGUGGUGGGAGAAGCUGUGGAAGAUUCCUGAAUGCAUUUGGGGAUGGGAUGAUCAGCUGAAACACCAUGUUCCUAGCCAACUCGCUUUCCAAGUAUUUUCAUCUCAGCCUAGUGACGAUGAAUCAAGUAGUGAUGAAACCGGUAAUCAGCCCAGUCCUGCCUUUAGACGACGCCGUACCAGGAAGAAGACUGUUUCUACUUCAGAAUCUGAGGAACAGCAACUUACUGCACAAGAAACUGAACCAUCUAAGGAGUUGAGUAAACGCCAGUUCAGUAGUGGUCUCAAUAAGUGUGUUAUACUUGCCUUAGUGAUUGCAAUCAGCAUGGGAUUUGGACAUUUCUAUGGAACAAUUCAGAUUCAGAAUCGUCAACAAUUAGUCAGAAAAAUACAUGAAGAUGAAUUGAAUGAUAUGAAGGAUUAUCUUUCUCAGUGUCAACAGGAACAAGAAUCUUUUACAGAUUAUAAGUCAUUGAAAGACAACCUUGCAAGGUGUUGGACCGUUACUGAAGCAGAGAAGAUGUCCUUUGAAACUCAGAAAAUGAACCUUGCUACGGAAAAUCAGCAUUUAAGAAAAUCUCUGGAGAAGGAAGAAAAAGCCUUGUCUUCAUUACUGCAAGAGUUAAGCAAACUAAGAGAACAGAUUAGAAUAUUGGAAGAUAAAGGAACAAGUACUGAAUUAGUUAAAGAAAAUCAGAAACUUAAGCAAAAUUUGGAAGAGGAAAAGCAGAAAAAACACAGCUUCCUUAAUCAAAGGGAGACCCUAUUGGCAGAAGCAAAGAUGCUAAAGAGGGAACUGGAGAGAGAACGACUAAUGACCAUGACUUUAAGGGUGGAACUCCAGCAACUAAGUGCUAGUCAGACACAUGGCAACUCAGAUUCUUCCAGUGUAUUAACUGAACAAAAGGAAAUAGUAAUCUUACGGGAAAGACUCACUGAGCUGGAGCGGAAGCUUAACUUUGAACAGCAGCGUUCUGAUUUGUGGGAAAGACUGUAUGUUGAGGCAAAAGAACAAAAUGGAAAACAAGAAGCUGAUGGAAAAAAGAAAGGGGGUAGAGGAAACCACAGGGCUAAAAAUAAGUCAAAGGAAACAUUUUUGGGUUCAGUUAAGGAAACAUUUGAUGCCAUGAAGAAUUCUACCAAGGAGUUUGUGAGGCAUCAUAAAGAAAAAAUUAAGCAGGCUAAAGAAGCUGUGAAGGAAAAUUUGAAAAAAUUCUCAGAUUCAGUUAAAUCUACCUUUAGACAUUUUAAAGAUACCACCAAGAAUAUCUUCGAUGAAAAGGGUAAUAAAAGAUAUGGUGCUACAAAAGAAGCUGCAGCUGAAAAAUCAAGAACAACUUUUAGUGACUAUUUACAUCCAGAGUACAAAGCACCUACACAGAACCAGAAUUGUAGAGGCCCUACUAGGCAAAGAGAUGGAAGGAAAGAAAAGCCAGUUCACUUUGAAGAAUUCAGAAAAAAUACAAAUUCACAGAAAGGCACUGCUGAGCAUGACUGUAGGGAAAGUUAUCCUUUUAGAAAGGCUUGUUCCGGUGUAUUUGAAUGUGCUCGACAAGAAUCCAUGAGCCUUUUUAAUACAGUGGUGAAUCCUAUAAGGAUAGAUGAAUUUAGACAGUUAAUUCAAAGGUACUUAUUAAAAGAGCUGGAUGCUUUUCAUCAUUGGAAAGAACUUGAUCAUUUUAUCAAUAAUUUUUUCCUAAAUGGUAUCUUUAUACAUGAUCAGAAGCUCUUCACUGACUUUGUUAAUGAUGUUAAAGAUUAUCUUAAAGACAUGAAGGAAUAUCAAGUAGAUAAUGAUGGAGUGUUUGAGAAGUUGGAUGAAUAUAUAUAUAGACACUUCUUUGGUCAAACUUUUCCCCCUCCAUAUGGACCCAGUCGACCUGAUAAAAAGCAACGUAUGGUAAAUAUUGAAAACGCCAGGCAUCGAAAACAAGAACAGAAGCAUCUUCAGCCACAGCCUUAUAAAAGGGAAGGUAAAUGGCAUAAAUAUGGUCGCACUAAUGGAAGAUACAUGGCAAAUCUUGAAAUAGAAUUGGGGCAAUUACCUUUUGAUCCUAAAUAUUGAUUCAUGAUUAAGUUAAAUUAGACAACUGUAAGAAACAUAGAUGCUUUCUACAAUGUUUGGUGUUGAAACUAAGAUGAAAUUAUCAAGAUGACAAUGUCUUUUUUCCUUCAUUUUAAAGUAUCAGUUUGACGACUUUAUAUUAUUACUCAGAAGCAUCAAUCAAAAGCCUACUAACUGCAUUUUCCUGUAGUUUAGCUUUGUUGAAUUUUUUUUAGAACUGGAAAUGUUCAAUAGUAGUUUUAUUAAGGAAGCCAGGCAUGCAACAGAUUUUGUGCAUGAAAUGAGACUUCCUUUCUAUGUAUGAGCUUAAAGUAAGCUCCAAUCAUACAUGACAAAGUGUAAUAACAUUGAUGUUUGUGUUAAGUUUACAGUAGAGCUUGAAAAAAGUACAUUGUGAUGGAAUUUCAUCUUUAACAUUUUAUAAUCUUAUAUUUGCUUCUUGUCUUUUUGUGGGUUCAAGAGCCCGUUGACUUGUGAAGAAUUUGCUGCCCUCUUUUGAGCUUGCUGACUUGUUCUCUUGUGAAAUUUCUUGCACAUCUGAAUAUUGUGGAAGAAACAAUAAAACUACUCCAUGAGGAAAACUAAAGGUCUUUAUUUAAAAUCUGGCAUUGUAUUAAUAUAUGGUUUUAUACUAUGUGAUAUUUUAUUUCCUCAGUAGUGAUAUUUGGUAAAGCAGUUCAUAGUGUUUUCUUCCAAGUUCCAUGAAUCUUACCCAGUGUUUACUGAAGUAUUGAAGCAGUAGCUGAAUAUUUCCAUCCAGCAAUGUCAGUUUCUCUAGGAAAGAUCUAAACACAGUUCAGAAUUUCAUCUUCAGUUGAAUUUCCCUUUUAACUUCCGUUCAUAGACAUAUAUAUGACUUCCAAUUCGACCCUCCGGCAAGUGAGUGUGGAAGAAAACAGCAGUUCUCUCAUAAUUGCUUGAAAUUAGGAAAGCGCUUAUUUCCUAGAAGUAAAUAAAUGUUUAAAUAAAAUAAAGGCUACAUUUUGCUGAG
Messenger RNA from Microcebus murinus (gray mouse lemur), 3718 nucleotides. The record is from RefSeq and is a predicted model, not a curated record. Lineage: Eukaryota; Metazoa; Chordata; Mammalia; Primates; Cheirogaleidae.